AUGGAACCCCCACAAAAUCCUCCCCUUCAACCCAGUUCUGUAGACGACGAUUACAAUUGGGAGAACAUCAUUGAUACACCUCAUAUCAAUGAUGACAUCAGGUCCGAUUCCUCGGGAGAUCAAUAUGCUACUCAUCAAAAAUUGCUUCGACAUGCCAAAGCCCGAGCCAGGCUCCAAAGCAAGUGGAAGGCUGUUGAAACAAAACUCACCGCAACUUACCUCCACCUUCAACAACAUACACGCAAUUGGACCAAAGCAGACUCGUAUCUAGGCACCGGCUCUCCUCAGCACCCUCGCACUGCCUUCACGGUCCGGCUUGUUCAAUUUCAACAUCAUCUGUGGAAUUACACAGUAAUAUCAACCUCGGGAUUCAUUGAUGCACUGAUGGCAUUUCUGGACGAUCAAUGCCAUUCAAGAUUGUCACCUCAACAGCUCAAGGGCAAAUACAAGAAGAAUUUGAAUCGUAGCCUUAGACGUCCUUUCACUCAGACAAUAGAUAUAUAUCGUCAAAUCCUAUAUCAUCAACAAAAGGUUAAUGAAGGAUGUGGACUUUGGCUUCAAAAAAGAUAUCGAAACACUGUCGACGUUCUGAUGCAAGCUCAAUCCGCACUCACCACACUCUUUGGGAUGGCUAACCCAAACCAACCUGGUGAAACUUACACGGCUGCUUUGUUCCGUGGGCAGUGGACUUUGGAGAGGGAAGCAUACAAAAGUAAACUAGUAGUCAUGCAGCAGCAAAAGCUGAAGCUUGGUCGACUAUUAUCCUUACAAGAUGAGCUGAUCGCUGAAUGGUCAAAGCCAGUACUUACAGCGGAACAGACCAUUAUCCGGCUUCGAACAACAGCUGAACUCGAAGAGAAAAUUGCCAAGCAGGUCAAAAAAGUUGGCACAGCAGAUGUACCAGUAUGCGAUAAGGAGAAAGAAGCCUUCUUGAAGCUGUGGUACAGCAAGCAUGAAGUUGGACUCAAGUAUGUCGCCAUAUGUGAGGAAAAGCGACCACUUCAACAGAGUCGCUCAGAUGGACAUUCAUCAAACUUAGUAUCACGCCGAAUAUCCAGAUUGUCAGCUGCCUGCAGACAUCGAUUACAACCAAUUAUUUGA
Melampsora larici-populina 98AG31 is the source of this 1101-nucleotide messenger RNA. RefSeq lists its product as uncharacterized. NCBI's taxonomy places the organism in Eukaryota, Fungi, Basidiomycota, Pucciniomycetes, Pucciniales, Melampsoraceae. The record is from RefSeq and is a predicted model, not a curated record. The transcript has 6 exons. Bases 1 to 1101 code for a protein of 366 amino acids.